Messenger RNA from Manis javanica (Malayan pangolin), 3628 nucleotides. RefSeq names its product transmembrane protein 30B (gene CDC50B). NCBI's taxonomy places the organism in Eukaryota, Metazoa, Chordata, Mammalia, Pholidota, Manidae. The record is from RefSeq and is a predicted model, not a curated record. Gene Ontology annotation, biological process: phospholipid translocation. Gene Ontology annotation, cellular component: endoplasmic reticulum; plasma membrane; Golgi apparatus.
AGGAGGAGCUGGCGUCCGGAGGAAACGCGAGCCCGCCAGGUGGGGAAAGGACGCCAGCCCGGCACACCUCCGGGCAGGCGGGGCACGGCUCCCGGUGACCCGCAGGGGCGGAGCCGGCCCAGAUCACCUGGGCCGAGGCGGAACUGAGGGGUCUGGUCCCUGCGCGAAGAUCCUGGAACUAAGACUCACCUGGGCGGGGGCCAGAGGUGGGGCCGGGGCAAAAACUCACCUGAGGCGGCUGAAAUCUGUCCCGGGAGGGGUCCCCGGGCUCGCCCCGCGCAGAGGGACCUGAGCGACUCUCCGUCGUCGGUGCGCCCGUCCCGGCGCGGCCGCCAUGACCUGGAGCGCCACGGUCCGGGGCGCGCACCAGCCCGACAACACCGCGUUCACGCAGCAGCGCCUCCCCGCCUGGCAGCCGCUGCUGUCAGCCGGCAUCACGCUGCCGCUCUUCUUCUGCGUGGGCCUGGCCUUCACCGGCCUCGGCCUGGGCCUCUUCUACUCCUCCAACGGCAUCAAGGAGAUCGAGUACGACUACACCGGCAGCCCGGGCACCGGCAACUGCUCGGUGUGCGCCGCGGUCGAGGAGGGCCGCGCGUCGCCGCCCAGCUGCUCGUGCGCCUGGUACUUCUCGCUGCCCGAGCUCUUCCAGGGCCCCGUGUACCUCUACUACGAGCUGACCAACUUCUACCAGAACAACCGGCGCUACGGCGUGUCCCGCGACGAUGCGCAGCUGAGCGGGCUGCCGAGCGCGCUGCGCCACCCGGCCAACGAGUGCGCCCCCUACCAGCGCAACGCGGCCGGCCUGCCCAUCGCGCCCUGCGGCGCCAUCGCCAACAGCCUCUUCAACGACUCCUUCUCGCUGUGGCACCAGCGCCGGGCUGGCGGGCCCUACAUCGAGGUGCCGCUCGACCGCACCGGCAUCGCCUGGUGGACCGACUACCACGUCAAGUUCCGCAACCCUCCGCCAGUGAACGGCAGCCUGGCGCUGGCCUUCCACGGCACCGCGCCCCCGCCCAACUGGCACCGGCCGGUCUACGAGCUCAGCCCAGACCCCAACAACACCGGCUUCGUCAACCAGGACUUCGUGGUGUGGAUGCGCACGGCGGCGCUGCCCACCUUCCGCAAGCUGUACGCGCGCAUCCGCUAUGGCAACUACUCGGCCGGCCUGCCGCGGGGCGCCUACCGCGUCAACAUCACCUACAACUACCCGGUGCGUGCCUUCGGCGGCCACAAAAGCAUCAUUUUAAGCAGCAUCUCGUGGAUGGGCGGCAAGAACCCCUUCCUGGGCAUCGCCUACCUGGUCGUCGGCUCCCUUUGCAUCCUCACGGGCUUUGUCAUGUUGGUCGUCUACAUUCGCUACCAGGACCAGAACGACGAGGACGAGGACGAGGAGUGACUCCUGCUUUCAAAGCACCAUUCUUGCCGCUUGCAGAAACUCUCCUGCAAGCUGCUUUUUUGUCUUCUCCCUUUUGCCCCUCAUCCAGUUCCAGCCUCGCCUCACUUUUCCUCCCCUUCUGGAUGAGACCAGAGAGAGGAAUUACACCCAGUUGGGGUCUACCAGACUCUCGCUGGGGUGUUUGCAGAGUGAAACAUCCUUGCAAAUUUUCUUCCAUCCCCUUUACGAUUUACCAAGUUGAUGUGAGGUUUUGAAAGUAGCAUUUGAGAGCAAAAGGGAGGUAGAGACUCUUAUUCAAAACUAUCUGAUGAAGAGACUGAGACCUAGAGAUGUUGAAUGACUUUCAAGAUCAGGCGGCUACUCAUUGGUCCCUGACUCUGACUUCAGAGCUUUUACCACUAUAGUAUGGUGGUUCCCUUUUCUUUUUGGGGAUAGUGGGUUGGGGCAAAGACUGAAGCCCACAGAUAACCCAUACAAAGGCAUGGAGGGAUAGGGGAGAACAUACUUGUUAAAGGUGUGAAUAGAUUAGGAGGCACCAUACCCUAGAGAUUCUGACACAGUAAGACUGGGGUGAGACCCCUUAAGCUGUGUUUAACAAGCCCUUCUGGAGGUUUCUCCUGUAUUCCCUUAAAUUUGAGAAUCACUGCCCUGAACCAGGGAGUAAUCAGAAUACUGAAACUGUUUCCUAUGUCCGAGGUUGGGCCUGAAGCAGUCAUAUGAGUCCAGCUUUUCAGGCAGAUAUUUGUUCCCAGGGACAGUACCAAUCAUAAUGUUGCAGGUUUGGUCCAGCAGUUUGCCUUGAACAUAGGAAACUUUCCAUAAUGUGGAAUGAAUGAAUAAAACCUUGCUAUUUCUAGAAAACUAGCUGGCAUAUGUAUUUGCAGGGCACAGUUUGUAUCAGUUCGUUUAAUACUCCAGGAUAAGAGGGAAAAAAAACAGGUUGCCAGGUACUGUGUAGAAACUUGAAAAUGUCAGGUCAGUUUGUACAGCUCAGAGGGAAAGUUUUGGCCUUACAGUCAGAUAGCUAGAAGGGAUCUUAGAGGGAAAGUGAUUUCCCCAAAGUCCUAUCUGUGUCUCCUGACUGCUGACUCCAUCCUUUUUGUCAUCUAAAUUAUUUUUUAUGCUUAGAGAGAAAAAGGCUUCCUUCAUUCCUACCUUUUCCCUCAGGUCUAAGAAAAAACUUUUAAAUAUAUGUUCUCAAAUGACGCAUAUUUGUUUCAAAUGAACACUAAGGAAUAUAGUCAUAUGUAAACUAGAAUUUUAAGUAUUAUUUGAACUUUUGAGAUAAUGUUAAACUCUUACUACCCUAAAAUCAUCCUAAUAUGUGUAAAAUUAUUCUAAGAAACAAUUUUUUAAAAAUUUGAAAAUUUUGGUGGGAGAAGUAGGUUAGAGUAAAAAGUGAAGCCCAAGAUAACCCGUAUAAAGGCAUGGAGGGAUAGGGGAGAACAUGCUUGUCAAAGGUGUAAAUCCGUUAGGAGGCACCAUCCCAAGAGAUUCUUACACAGUAAGACGUCCUUUCAUGGCAAAAGAACUUAAAAAGAAAAAAACCUUUAGUGAUAUCACUUAACCAGUUUAUUUGCUCAAAGCAAACAGCUGUUCGGUAUUGUCAGAAUUGUCCAGUGCUUGCUCCUAUUACAGCUACUUUCCAGUUACUACUGUUUUUGCUGGUGCCAGUAAGGCAGUGAAAGACCUUUAAGUAUGUUUUUUUAGUAGUCAAAGAAAUAUUGAAAUGUAUUGAAUAAUCAACAUUUUACUUUAGUGCUUUGGAAAUGAAUAAUCAACAGACAGCAUGCAUUUUUACUGACAUCUGUCUCAGUUCUUCUGGAACAAUUGUGAUUUAACAGUUAUGUGUCCCACUAUUUAAGUAAACCAAAAAAAGUUAGUCAUUCCAGUGUGUUGGCUUCCUCACUCCUGGAUGUGACACAAUUGUACUGUCAGUUAACAUACUGUGAUUUUAGGCAAUGAAAAUAUUAUAUGUGUGUAGAGUAAUUUUUAUUUAUUAAGAGUGUUUAAUCAGGCAGUUUACUAGCCUAGCCCUUCUUUGUGUUGGAUAAGGGGAUUUACCACAUUUUUUUUACCAUGUAGUUGAAAGCAACUACGUGUUUUGCUAUCAUUUUUAUAAUAUUCAGUCCAGUGUUAUAAAAUUUAAGGUAUUCUGAUUAAAUCAAUGGAUAUGGUUCCAACUCUAUUCUCCGGGUUUUUGAAAGAGAAUAAAGGUUAUGUUUGUCUUAA